Messenger RNA from Thelazia callipaeda (thelaziosis nematode), 567 nucleotides. The record is from the annotation of a GenBank genome assembly. Lineage: Eukaryota; Metazoa; Nematoda; Chromadorea; Rhabditida; Thelaziidae.
AUGAAAGUAACCAAACCAAAACAGACAGUUGCACCUAUUCUAGGUCGUCCAGUAUAUGAUGCAUUUGAAUCUGAUUUGGAAAAAAGAAAGGUAAUCACACCAAUUCGAUGCUCAUUUGAUUCUUCUAAUAAAGUCAUAAGUAAUAAAAAAGUGCUUAAUUCUUUAACUGAUAAAAAUAAAGAAGAAGUAAAUAUGGAUCACUGUUAUCAUUCAAAUUCACCAGUUUUGAAUGUCAUAUCACAGUCCUCUAACAAAUCAUGGUUCAUAUCUUGCAGUGAUAUGGAAAGAAAUUGUGAAAAGGAAUUAGAAAAUUCUAUUACGUAUACUCAUUCGUCGAUAGCAACGCAUCAUGUAACAGACGAUAAAUCAUUAAUCCAUUUGUGUGACGCUUGGAAAGAUUUUAGAGUUGCUUCGAAAUUCAAGAGUGUUAUUCUCCAGAAAUAUGUACAUUUUGUAUUCGCGGAUCUUUUUAAUAUUCGUUUUUCUCAUUUGUUGGCAUUAGUACUGCAUAUUGAGUUUGUUACUUUACAGUUAUUUAAAGGUGGCGAAACAAAGAAAGCAGUAUGA